Grus americana (Whooping crane) is the source of this 6830-nucleotide messenger RNA. RefSeq names its product far upstream element binding protein 1 (gene FUBP1). Gene Ontology annotation, cellular component: nucleus; cytoplasm. NCBI's taxonomy places the organism in Eukaryota, Metazoa, Chordata, Aves, Gruiformes, Gruidae. The transcript is spliced from 21 exons. The coding region runs from base 103 to 2094 and encodes 663 amino acids. Gene Ontology annotation, molecular function: mRNA binding. The record is from RefSeq and is a predicted model, not a curated record. Gene Ontology annotation, biological process: regulation of DNA-templated transcription.
GAGCACGAUGCCGCGCAGGAAUGUGAAAGGCUCCCGCCCGCCGCCAUUUUCUUUCUUUCUUGGCAGGCAGCGAGUGGGGCAGGAAGCGGUGGCUGAGCGAGUAUGGCGGACUAUUCCACGGUGCCCCCUCCUGCUUCGGGCGCGCCCGGGGGAGGCGGCGGUGGAGGUGGAGGAGUGAACGAUGCCUUUAAAGACGCUCUGCAGAGGGCUAGGCAGAUUGCAGCAAAAAUUGGAGGAGAUGCUGGCACAUCAAUGAAUUCAAACGACUACGGUUAUGGAGGACAAAAAAGACCUCUUGAGGAUGGAGAUGGCUCUUGGACAAGUCCGAGCAGUACAACACACUGGGAGGGAAUGCCCUCUCCUUUUAAAGAUCAACCAGAUGCUAAGAAAGUUGCUCCUCAGAAUGACUCUUUUGGAAAUCAGCUACCACCGAUGCAUCAACAACAAAGGUCUGUGAUGACAGAGGAGUACAAAGUUCCAGAUGGGAUGGUUGGAUUCAUAAUUGGCAGAGGUGGAGAGCAGAUCUCACGUAUACAGCAAGAGUCUGGCUGUAAAAUACAGAUUGCACCUGAUAGUGGAGGCCUGCCUGAAAGAUCAUGUAUGCUAACUGGAACACCAGAGUCUGUUCAAUCAGCAAAAAGAUUACUUGAUCAGAUAGUUGAAAAGGGAAGACCUGCACCUGGCUUUCAUCAUGGUGAUGGACCUGGAAAUGCAGUCCAAGAAAUUAUGAUUCCAGCAAGUAAAGCAGGAUUAGUUAUUGGAAAAGGUGGAGAGACAAUUAAACAAUUACAGGAGCGGGCAGGUGUCAAAAUGGUCAUGAUUCAGGAUGGUCCACAGAACACUGGUGCAGACAAGCCACUUAGGAUAACUGGAGAUCCUUAUAAAGUUCAACAAGCCAAGGAAAUGGUGCUGGAGUUAAUUCGUGAUCAAGGUGGCUUUAGAGAGGUGCGCAACGAAUAUGGGUCAAGAAUAGGAGGAAAUGAAGGGAUAGACGUUCCAAUACCACGAUUUGCUGUAGGUAUUGUAAUUGGACGAAAUGGAGAGAUGAUAAAAAAGAUACAGAAUGAUGCUGGUGUUAGGAUCCAAUUUAAACCAGAUGACGGAACAACUCCAGAUAGAAUAGCCCAAAUCACAGGGCCUCCUGACAGAUGUCAACAUGCUGCAGAAAUUAUUACAGAUCUCCUUCGAAGUGUUCAGGCUGGUAACCCUGGUGGACCAGGGCCUGGUGGUCGAGGAAGGGGUAGAGGCCAAGGCAACUGGAACAUGGGGCCUCCUGGUGGAUUACAAGAAUUCAAUUUUAUUGUUCCCACUGGCAAAACUGGAUUAAUCAUUGGCAAAGGUGGUGAAACUAUUAAAAGCAUAAGCCAGCAGUCUGGUGCUAGAAUAGAACUUCAAAGAAAUCCUCCACCUAAUGCGGAUCCAAACAUGAAGAUGUUUACUAUCCGUGGAACACCUCAGCAAAUAGAUUAUGCACGACAACUUAUAGAAGAAAAGAUUGGAGGUCCAGUAAAUCCAUUGGGUCCACCUGUUCCCCAUGGACCCCAUGGUGUUGUUCCUGGCCCACAUGGACCUCCUGGGCCACCAGGUCCUGGUGCUCCCAUGGGACCAUAUAACCCAGCUCCUUAUAAUCCAGGGCCUCCUGGCCCUGCACCUCAUGGUCCUCCAGCUCCGUAUGCUCCACAAGGAUGGGGAAAUGCUUAUCCACACUGGCAGCCACCAAAUCCACCAGAUCCUGGUAAGCCAGGAACAGAUCCCAAUUCAGCAGCAUGGGCAGCUUAUUAUGCUCACUACUAUCAGCAGCAAGCACAGCCACCACCUGCAGCCCCUCCUGGUGGACCAGCUACAACCCAAACUAAUGGACAAGGAGAUCAGCCAAACCCAGCACCAGCAGGGCAGGUUGACUACACCAAGGCCUGGGAGGAGUACUACAAAAAAAUGGGUCAAGCAGUUCCUGCCCCUGCUGGGGCUCCGCCCGGUGGUCAGCCAGAUUACAGUGCAGCAUGGGCUGAGUACUACAGACAACAGGCAGCGUAUUACGCCCAGACAAGCCCACAGGGAAUGCCACAACAUCCUCCAGCACCACAGGGCCAAUAAUAAGAAGUGGACAAUACAGUAUUUGCUUCAUUGUGUGGGGGAAAAAACCUUUGUUAAAUGUAUGGAUGCAGACGCCUUGAUGAAGAUCUUAAUUUUGUUUGGUUAAAAAAAUAGUGUUUUUGAAAAUGUACAAAAUAUCUAUCACUACUGAUAGGAGGUAAUAUUUCUGUGUAGAAAUGAAAAAUGGUUUGUUUUUAGUAUUAGUGUAGAUGUACACAUUCCAGCAAAUGUAUUUGCAAUUAUGUGGUCAAUGCUUUGUGAUAUAAAUGUACUUUUUCAAUGUAUUCUUUAUCACUUUUAAAAUGCCUGUUUUGUGCUUUACAAUAAAUAAUAUGAAACCUCCUGUGUCGGUAAGUUGGAUAUGUGGUUAUAUAAAGAAUUAUAGGAUUGAUUUGCAACGUUGAAUCAAGGUACCUGUACACAAAUAAGAUAUUUUUCCCCCCCCAUGAAACCGUGUUGAGUUUAAAAACUUGUCGUUAGCAUGUUUUUCCCCUCUUGCAGAAUAGUUGUAGAUGGAGGAUCUUUCAUUCAUUGUAUUUUGCUGCCUAGCACCAGUAAUCUUGAUACCUUAAUUUUCUUUCUAUUUGAUUAAAACUGCAUGUGUUUAAGAAGGUGAUCUUUUGGCAUACUUCCAUUGCAUUAACAGUGAAAUUUCCUUUUAUACAUGACCACUGUUUCAGUCCUGUGCAGCUGCUAUAACAGAUAACUUUUGUUCUUAAUUGAAUACUUCAAAACUGUUCCUGCAUAACUAUUUUAUGGAUUUUUCAGACUAGUUAUAAAUUUAUAUUUUAAGUGUAAUGUGCUUAAGCCUUCAGUUUAAAGUAGUCCACUUCAAAAUUCAGUGUAGAAAAGUCAAUGUGGUAUGCAUAGUAGUUACAAAAAUUGCAUCUGUCCUUAAAACGCUGUUUUGUUUGAGUGGUGGGGAGUGGUUGAGAACUUCCUGCAGAGCAGAUAACUUCUGUUUUUGUAAAUAGUCAAGUAUUUGAAUCAAUUGAUUAUUUUUUUAUAUAUACUUGAAACUUCUUAUUGCUCUAAUGCUCAUACUAAAAAGCUGAUUCUCUUGAAAUCCUAUGUUUGCUCUUUGCAUAUUUAUUGGCUCUUUGCAUAUAUUAGACUACAUGCAAUACAGUCUGUCUUGCCAUUGUCUGUUGAAGUGCAGGUUUGAUCCAGCCAGUAUAGAACUAGCUCUAUAGGGGUGAGGAGGACUGUGCUGUGUAUCAUCCUUGAUUGUUCCUUCAAGGAGCAUUGCACUGUAAGUACAUCAGAAUGACAAAUUGAUGAACUGCAACAGUAUCUUUUUGUCAAUGUUCCACAUAAUGAAAAUGCCAUACUUGUGUGACUAUUAUGUUGGAAUACAGUGCUCAUAUCUUAGGAAAUCAUAAUUGCUUCUUAAUUCAGAAACAUAGGUUUGCGUAUAUAUAUACACAUACACAUAAUAUGAGCUUUGUGGGUAAGUAUUCCUGAAACGUUUAGCAAUAGCUAAAGAAAAUCAUGUUUCUGUUUAAUUGAGUAAUAGUUUUUUUCAUGAGUACUCCUGAGACAGCUGUUUCAUUCAGUGUUUUAAAGUAUGCAUAUCGUAACAUUGAAGUCUUUGGAACCACUUGUUAGACAGAAGUUGUCUUUGUCUUCAGAUAGUUUGCAGAUAUGUAGUCAUGUAGGUAUGUUUUAAAUAAUUCUAUAACUGUUACUUGCUUUUUCUUUUGGAGCACCGUAUUGUUGCUUUGAGAAUACAUCUUUUUAGGGUGGCUGCACAGAGAAGUAAAAGUUAAGGCUUGAAAAUUGAAGUAGUUUAUUCAGGUAAUUAGCAAUGUAUGUAUUGUGCUGUAGAAAUAGAAGGAAUUAUUUUUAUCCCUUUUAAAAUUAGGAAUUAUUCUGGUAGCUUAAGAAAGGCUAGGACAGUAUUUGCUAUCUUUAGGGUAUGAAGUUUAAUAGUUCAGACAUUUUGCAUGGUAUUUUGUAGAUAACAUUAUAGAAUGGUGCAUUUAUUAUGUACUAAACUGAGCAAAAUUAAAUUCACUGGAUUCUUUAUCAUUCACAAAAUGGAGGCUGUUGAUUUUUGAUUCAUUUAAGGUAUAAAAUCUUUAUUAAUUGCAAACAGUGCAAUUAUUUAUACUUCACAGUGCCUUCCCAGACCUUCCACCUUAGGUUCUGCUGCAAAAAAGCAACAGGUAAGCACAACCUAAGGAAGUAUAUAAAUCAAUAUAUUUCAGUACAUUAAUGUUGUCCCUGUGAGAUCUUUGUGGUUGUGUAUUGAAAAGCAAUCUGCUGCUUCCCCAAAUGCAUUGUUAUUCACGGUUCCAUUUCAGUGGAAAGUCUUAAGUUUUCAAACAACUGUUUAUAUUUCUAGGUAAAUAUGUAUUUUAUAUAUAUAUUAUUUUUUUUUUUAGAAAAGAUUAGUAGAUUGCAGUAAUUAAACUUGAUCAGAAUAAGUAAUUUUUGUUAUUUUUCCUCAGAUAGCUAAUUGUUGCAAUUAAAGAAUCAAACCUUUAAAAUAUGUAGGAAUUACUUUGGUUAGAAACGUCAACAGCCUUCACAAAUGUUUUUUUGUAAUAGGGCACUAUUCUCACAGUAAACUCGUAAGACCUAAAUAUAAAGAAUAUGACUUCUUGUUGUUAUCACUGAACUUGAUAACUUGUCUUACAGUUAUAGUGUGUUAGUGGAAUUUUUUAGAUAACUUAGUUUGCUUAUUCAUACUUGACAUGGUAGGAAAACAGAUUAUGGAGUUUGAGGUUAGUAUGUUUUAACUGAAAAAGCAUGUGCACCAAUUAAAUGUUAACAGUACAGCAAUUAAUAUUUUAUAUAGCAGUCAGUGUAUCCUGUUUCUUGAUACUUAACUGAAUUGCUGUAUAUUUUGAUAGUUUAAAAUGUUUGUAUGUCUUACAGAUGGUCUGGUACAGGUUUUUGUUGCUGGGUUUUGUUGGUUGUUUUGGUUUUGGUUUUGUUUUGUUUUUAGCUUAAAGUAAAGCAGCAUCUAUUUGGUUUUGGUUUUUUGUUGAUUAAUCUGUUUCUAAAAUGUGCUGCUCAUCUUUCAAAAGUCCUGCUUAUCUGUACAUCAAAGAAAAAUAUUCAAAAAUACUGCCUUCAUUUUCACACACAGUGCUGAAGAUGCUGCAAGCACCAAAUCAUAGCUCAUAGAAUCAGGUCCUGAGAUAGUUACUACCAGUAAAGAGGAAUCCUUUGAGUGUAUGCCAUUGGUGAGCCGAUGAGCAUGGACCAUAGAAGGGCUCCAUGUAGAAGGUAAAAUUGGCAAAAACAUAACAGAUUUGAAAUGUAUCCCAUACAUAAUGGUGUAGGGUAUAAUUUUUGUUUUGAUCACUUUUCAUUCUUUAAAGUAUUAUUUGUUUGACCAUAAAUGUUCCAUAAUCUGUUAAGUUCUUUAAACUGUGAUUUAAUAAUAUAAACCAUCUAUUUUAUUUUAUAUUCUUCUAAACAGCCAAGUUUAGACAUAUUGAAUUUUUGAACUAAAUUAAUAGUUGUGCUUCAGUUUCUCAAGCCACUUAAUAUUUCAUCUGUAGUUUAAUAUAUAACUUCAUUUUUGACAUGAGAAAAGGUUAGGUGUGUACCAUUUUGAGCUUGAUACUGUGAAUUUAGUGUUGAGGUGAGUCAUUUGUUCACUUCCUUUUUUUCUUCAACUGUUGUUGCUAAAAUAUCUUAACAGUUUUUCAACUGUAAAUUUAGCCAGUGGGAGGAGAUAGAGAAGAAUAAGCCAGUUUAUUGGAAUGUUGCUAGUGUGUGGAAGAUGAGAUGUUCUUGUGUGUAGCAUUUGAGGUGUACUGACUUCCAGCUUUCCAGCUUUCUCACUGCUGGGCGUAUGGGCAUGGUAUUUUGUGCUAAGCAUAGUGUUUAUCUUUCAACUCUGUCUCCAAACGCAUAGUUCUUAGGAGAACAGGAAAUAGAUUGUUGAAGUUAUCCUGAUCCAAAAAGAUAACCAGACUUCCUUAGAAAUGUAAUUAACUUGUCCAAAAGGUGUCUUUAAAUGUUGCCUGCUUUUUUUUUUCCCACCCCCUUAGAGUCCCACAAAUUAAGUAGAAUGUGAAGAGUACGAAAAGUUUAAAAAGGAAGCAUAAUGGUCAAAGUAGGAAAAGCAUUUUCAUAUCACUUUCUGCAGCCUAUACUUUAAUAUGACAUGAAAUAAAAUGUCAGGUGGAUAAUCUGCAGUCUAGCAUGAUCAUAAGUCAUCUCUUCAAGUUGUCCAGGCAGACAGUAUCAUUGUUCACUUGCACAGCCUGUCUUGAAAUAUUUCAUCUUUUUACUUAGUGAUAUUUUAUUGGGUGAUAGAAACUGUUUCUCCCCUGUUCUCUUCCAAAGUAAUUUUAAGUUUUCCAUUGCAUGCUAAAAGCUUUUUAUUUUGUUCUUUUUCUGGAAGUGGGGGGAGGAAGGGAGGAUUGGGCUUUUCAGAAAGCAUACAGUUGACAGGAUUCCCUCUUCCUAGUAAUAGCUUAUAAAACUCUUAUGUAUGCACAAAUAUUUCUCUUGCGUGCAUGUGAAAUGCCUUUUCGUCCUGAGAAAAGUGUUCUCUGCAGAAACUACCCGUGUGUAAAAAGAAGAUUGGCUUUAAAAGGCAACUGUGAUGGGAACAGUGUCUUAGGGAGAUGCAGCUUGGACUUGAGGUAAAUUGAAUGCUUUACAAAAAUGUGGUUUUGAGCUUGCAUUGACAUUGUAUGUAAUAUGGGUACACGUUAACUGUAUAAUGUUUUUUGUAUGGUUUUUCUCAAUAAAUGUAAACUGAUGGAUAA